Messenger RNA from Ailuropoda melanoleuca (giant panda), 2257 nucleotides. It is a transcript of the gene STRADB, whose product is annotated as STE20 related adaptor beta. The record is from RefSeq and is a predicted model, not a curated record. Gene Ontology annotation, biological process: activation of protein kinase activity; protein export from nucleus; protein phosphorylation. The transcript is spliced from 12 exons. Lineage: Eukaryota; Metazoa; Chordata; Mammalia; Carnivora; Ursidae. Gene Ontology annotation, cellular component: serine/threonine protein kinase complex. Gene Ontology annotation, molecular function: protein serine/threonine kinase activator activity; protein kinase activity; ATP binding. Bases 307 to 1425 code for a protein of 372 amino acids.
CCCUGGGGCGAGUCCAGUCCGGGCUGACUGCCUGGGGCUGGGGCAGAGUUCCAGGCCUGCGGCCUCAGUCUGGGUCGCCGAGCCUUGCUGCGCCCCGCGGCCCGUGCUGGGAGCGGGUCUUGUGCACUCGCGGUGCCCCUCGGCGGGCUGGGCUCCCGGGGCUGCCAAGCCCCGCACCGUUAGCCGCCUGAGGAGAGUCGCUGGUCUUGGUCGCCGCCAGGGAUAUUUCUUCAUCUUGAAGAUAAAGCAAAAAUCUUUUUUGGAGUAGAUGGAUUUUUGAUAUUUUCUGUGAACUAAAACGAUUCAAUGUCUCUCUUGGAUUGUUUCUGCACUUCACGAACACAAGUUGAAUCACUCAGACCUGAAAAACAGUCUGAAACCAGUAUCCAUCAACACUUGGUUGAUGUGCCAGCCUUUUCCCAAUUGCCUCCAUCCACUAGAGCCAAGGAUGUGAUCUGUUCCACCAACGUUUCUCACUAUGAACUCCAAGUGGAAAUAGGAAGAGGAUUUGACAACUUGACGACUGUCCAUCUUGCCCGUCAUACUCCCACAGGAACACUGGUGACUGUAAAAAUUACAAAUCUGGAAAACUGCACUGAUGAACGCCUUAAAGCUUUACAGAAAGCAGUGAUUCUAUCCCACUUUUUCCGGCACCCCAAUAUUACAACUUAUUGGACUGUUUUCACUGUUGGCAGCUGGCUUUGGGUUAUUUCUCCAUUUAUGGCUUAUGGUUCGGCAAGUCAACUCUUGAAGACUUACUUUCCUGAAGGAAUGAGUGAAACUUUAAUAAGAAACAUUCUCUUUGGAGCAGUGAGAGGGUUGAGCUAUCUGCAUCAAAAUGGCUGUAUUCACAGGAGUAUUAAAGCCAGCCAUAUCCUCAUUUCUGGUGAUGGCCUAGUGACCCUCUCUGGCCUGUCCCACCUGCAUAGUUUGGUUAAGCACGGACAGAGGCAUAGGGCUGUGUAUGAUUUCCCACAGUUCAGCACAUCAGUGCAGCCGUGGCUGAGCCCAGAACUACUGAGACAGGAUUUACACGGAUAUAAUGUAAAGUCAGAUAUUUACAGUGUUGGGAUUACAGCAUGCGAAUUGGCCAGUGGGCAGGUACCUUUCCAGGACAUGCAUAGGACUCAGAUGUUGUUACAGAAACUGAAAGGUCCUCCUUAUAGCCCAUUGGAUGUUAGUAUCUCCAGAAUGAAGAAUUCCCGAUCAGGUGUAGACUCUGGGAUUGGAGAAAGUGUACUUGUCUCCAGUGGAACUCGCACAGGAAAUAGUGACAGAUUGCAAACUCCAUCCUCAAAAACUUUCUCUCCUGCCUUCUUUAGCUUGGUCCAGCUCUGUUUGCAACAAGAUCCUGAGAAAAGACCAUCUGCAAGCAGUUUAUUGUCCCAUGUUUUCUUCAGACAGCCUUAUUUUGAGUUUCUUUAACAGAUGAAAGAAGCAAGCCAGGAUUCAAUACUUUCACUGUUGCCUCCUAAGCCUUCAAUAGCACUGUCUCCAGUGUCACCUUGGACUGAGCCGGAAUGUGAUUUUCCUGAAGAAAAAGACUCAAACUGGGAAUUCUAGGGCUGCCAAAUCAUUUAUGUCCUAGAUACUUGACACUUUCUCCCUGCUGCUUUUCUUCUGUAUUGCUAGGUACAAAUACUAGAAUUUUACUUGAAAAUACAGUUGGUGCACUGGAGAUUGUAUUGUUUAAAACCACUCUGUUCAAAGGAGCAUGAGUUCAUAGCCUCUUUGGUUAACUCAGAGUUCUAGUAUAACUCCAGGAAAACUUCAGAAUAAUGAAUCUAGCUACAUUUGGUGUCAUCUGUUUUCAGUUGUUUUUCCCCAAGCUGUGACUAACUCCCCUCCUUGAUCUUUCAAUAUAAUUUUUGAGCCAGUUAAUUUUUUCAGCAUUUUGUUGCCCUGAGGGGAAUGAACCCUCAGAGGACAAUGCUUCCAAGUAUAUAUUUUUUACUUCCAGAUUCUCUAGCCUUUUUGAUCAGCUGUUGUUAGACCAACAGACUAGUUUAUCCUGGCAUCAAAACCCUUUUUUGACAGAAGGGAAAACGUUUAUACUUUCCCAUUUAGUCUGUUAAUACUUAUGGUAAUAUCAAACUGAGCCUCACAUUAAAUGAUUCACUUGAAAUAUACAGAAAAGUUGUAAUUUGCUUUUUUUUUUCAUUUUUAAGAGGCUAAAGUGACACUUUUCUACUUCUGUAAAUUAUAGAUCCUAAAUUCAUGCACCCCGUGGGAGCUCAAUAAAGAUUUAUUGAACUGA